This is a messenger RNA of Vespa mandarinia (Asian giant hornet), 1239 nucleotides long. Its product is annotated as odorant receptor 13a-like. Gene Ontology annotation, biological process: sensory perception of smell; detection of chemical stimulus involved in sensory perception of smell. Gene Ontology annotation, molecular function: olfactory receptor activity; odorant binding. Gene Ontology annotation, cellular component: plasma membrane. The record is from RefSeq and is a predicted model, not a curated record. NCBI's taxonomy places the organism in Eukaryota, Metazoa, Arthropoda, Insecta, Hymenoptera, Vespidae.
GCUUACAUGGAUUCUGAUCGAGUUUCCUACGUGGAUUACGCUAGCGGCUGGAAUCAAAAAAUUAUGAAGUUCAUGGGGAUUUGGCCGGAUGAACGAGGAUUACCCAAUGCGUGCAAUUACAAAGUGUUAUUCACGAUUGGUAUUAUGUUUCUAUUCAUUACCCUACCACAAACAACGAAUCUCUAUUUCAUUUGGGGUGAUUUCGAAUUGAUCGUGGAGAAUUUAUCGGUGGGAAACAUGACUACCACUAUUGCUAUAUUGAAGACAGCUACCUUUUGGUCCAACAGAAGAACUAUGAAAGUACUUCUAUCGCACAUGGAAAGCGAUCGAAAAGAAGCUAUAGCCGAGGAAAACAUCAAGAAAAUGAUGAAUAUCGGUGUUAUCAGCAGGAAGAUAAUAGCUGGAAGUAUCAUAAUGUGUAACUUUGUUGCCUUAACUUUUGUGACAUUUAAAACCCUUUUGUUACCAUAUACCGGACGGGUUUUGUAUUAUCGUGCUUAUUUCCCAUACGACACUCGAAUCUUUCCGAAUUUCGAAAUAACACUGAUUGGCCAAAUUACAGCUGCAAUUUAUGUAGCGAACAGUUACACAGCUGUUGACACUUUCAUGGCAAUGCUGAUGUUACACGUGUGCGGACAAUUUUCGAAUCUCCGUAAAAAAUUGACAAAGUUGUGUUCGGAAAAUAACAGAAAUUUUCAAAUCGAUCUAAGAAGAAUUGUACGAAAGUAUGAUAUGCUUAACAGGUAUGCUGAAACGAUCGAGGACAGAUUCAACGGCAUGUUGCUGAUCCAAAUGCUUAGCUGUACAGUGCAACUGUGCGUUCAAUCCUAUCAAGCAAUUUCGGCCCUUGUGGAUGACGAUCAAGAUCUCUUGAUAAUCCGGCUAUUCUUUUUUGCUAUAUACACAACGUACGUCAUGCUUCAUAUCUAUCUAUAUUGUUACGUCGGCGAAAAACUUUUCUCUGAGGGAACGAAAAUGGCUUAUGCAGCGUACGAUUGCAACUGGUACGAUCUAUCACCAAAGGAAGCUAAAUGUCUUAUAAUAAUAAUGUGUCGAGCACAAUUAUCAUCGCGUAUUACUGCAGGAAAAUUUUGUUCCUUCAAUCAUGAGCUAUUCGGCAAGAUUUUAAAAACAUCGAUGGGUUACUUGUCCGUCCUAUAUGCGAUGAAAACCAAAGAUGUCGAUUAAAACGUUCGAAAAAGUAAAUUAUUUAAACUGAAGUUAAAUUAUUCUUUAAUA